AUGGGCCCGGCGCUCGCCGCCGUCCUGGCGCUGGCUGCGCUGCUCCCCGCGGAUGCGCUGCCCUGCGGAGCGCAGCGCCCGGACAGCGACACGGCCUCCAAGCUGCCGGGCACCUGGCUGUACGUGGCAGGGGCUGCCCAGUUCCCCCAGCACCAGGUGGAGAUGCUGCUCAUCGACCACGCCUUGCUGCGCCUGGAGCCGGGGCCGGGGCAGGAGCUGCUCAUCAGCCACUUCGUGGCCGUCGGGGACCAAUGUUACACCCACAACCUGACCUACCUGGAAGUCACCGCCGGUAACGCCACCCUGGUGAAGAACGCCAUGACCCAGCAGACUGAGGGGAUGCUGAUGAACACGAGCUCUGAAAACCUCUUACUCAUCCAGUACCAAAUGCAGAGGGAAAGGACCUAUUUGGGGCAGUAUCUGUAUGCCAGGAACCGGAGCCUGAGCACGGCAGAGCGGGAGGAAUUCGAGCAGCACGCCGAGUGCCUGGGGCUGAGGGCAGAGCAGAUCGUGUACGCGCCCUGGAAAACGGAGGUGUGUCAAGUGAAAGCAGCCGAAGGCAGCAGCAGCCCCCACCCAGAGCCCGGGGCUGCAUCCACAGCAUCCCCUGCCCCAGGCACCCCCGGGCCUGGCACUGCAGGGAACUGACCCCACACAGGCCAAUAAACCUUCCCUU
This is a messenger RNA of Melospiza georgiana, 676 nucleotides long. Its product is annotated as alpha-1-acid glycoprotein-like. The transcript is spliced from 6 exons. Lineage: Eukaryota; Metazoa; Chordata; Aves; Passeriformes; Passerellidae. The record is from RefSeq and is a predicted model, not a curated record. The coding region runs from base 1 to 648 and encodes 215 amino acids.